Molecule: messenger RNA, 417 nt
Organism: Propithecus coquereli (Coquerel's sifaka)
Lineage: Eukaryota; Metazoa; Chordata; Mammalia; Primates; Indriidae
Product: histone H4
Exons: 1
Coding region: 1-312 (103 amino acids)
Biological process (GO): nucleosome assembly
Cellular component (GO): nucleosome
Molecular function (GO): protein heterodimerization activity; structural constituent of chromatin; DNA binding
Source: RefSeq, a predicted model, not a curated record
AUGUCUGGACGUGGUAAGGGCGGGAAGGGUUUGGGUAAGGGAGGUGCCAAGCGUCACCGUAAGGUGUUACGUGACAACAUCCAGGGCAUCACCAAGCCGGCCAUCCGGCGCCUAGCCCGGCGUGGCGGAGUCAAGCGUAUCUCCGGUCUGAUUUACGAGGAGACUCGUGGGGUGCUCAAGGUUUUCUUGGAGAACGUGAUCCGGGACGCUGUAACAUACACGGAGCACGCCAAGCGCAAGACUGUCACAGCCAUGGAUGUCGUCUACGCCCUUAAACGCCAAGGACGCACCCUCUAUGGCUUUGGCGGCUAAGGUUUCUGAUUUCGCCACAGCGUACAUUUCUGAACCAAAGGCCCUUUUCAGGGCCGCCCAAAUGUUCAAAAGAAGAGCUGUGGUAAUAUUACCGAGCCAAACAGC